This is a messenger RNA of Drosophila hydei, 1592 nucleotides long. RefSeq names its product microtubule-associated protein RP/EB family member 1-like. Gene Ontology annotation, biological process: protein localization to microtubule plus-end; spindle assembly; regulation of microtubule polymerization or depolymerization. Bases 70 to 849 code for a protein of 259 amino acids. The transcript is spliced from 2 exons. NCBI's taxonomy places the organism in Eukaryota, Metazoa, Arthropoda, Insecta, Diptera, Drosophilidae. The record is from RefSeq and is a predicted model, not a curated record. Gene Ontology annotation, cellular component: microtubule organizing center; spindle midzone; cytoplasmic microtubule. Gene Ontology annotation, molecular function: microtubule plus-end binding.
AUAUAUAUGUACAAACAUAUAUAUAUGUAUAUAUUUAAAUAAGUAGCGAAUAUAUCAGAUAAAGCUAAAAUGGCCGUUAAUGUGCACUCAACAAAUGUAUCAUCGCAAAACUGGUCGCGCCAUGAGAUGUUGACCUGGGUCAACUCCCAGUUGAAAGCUGAAUUCACGAAGAUCGAAGAGCUUUGCACAGGCGCUGCUUAUUGUCAGUUCAUGGACAUGCUGUUCCCCAACUCGGUUUCCGUCAAACGCAUCAAGUUUCGCGCCAAUCAAGAGCACGAGUUUGUGCACAAUUUCAAGCUGCUGCAGGCGAGCUUUCAAAAAAAGGCCGUCCACAAGGAAAUACCAAUUGAACGGCUGAUCAAGGGUCGCUUUCAGGAUAAUUUUGAGUUUUUACAAUGGUUUCGAAAGUUCUUCAACGCCAACAAUAAGGGCAAGGCCUACAAUGCCCUCGCCGCACGCGAUGGCUUGCCAAUGGGCUUCGGUCCGAGCUCGGGCAAAGGUCCAUCGCAGAGCGCACGCUCCGUAUAUAGCGCACAUCAGGUGCGCACACGCACCUUUGUUAGUGAUGCCCACUUGACAUAUCGAAAGGAGAAGGAUAUCGAUAUAGCUGACGAUCACAUCCAUAUGCAGGGCGUUCUGCAAGAUCUGGAACGUGCCGAGCAGGAUCGCGAUAUGUAUGUAUCGAAAUUACGUGAUGUCAAAGUGAUUUGCGAGGAGAACAUAGAUGAGAAUCCAGGUGUCGUUAAGAAAAUACUUGAUAUUAUCAAUGAGGAUGCCAUUGAGUUCCCAUAUGAUGAUAAAACUUUUAAUAUCGAAUUGUUUGAUCAACCCAAUGGCAGGCAGUGUUAAGCUGCGCUCACAUAAAUAAUGUUUAUAAGCACUCGCACACAUACAUACGCACACACGCUCAUUAACCCACACACAUAUAGUCUCUGCUACACUCACGCAUACAUAAUACACGCUCUUAGCCACGCACACGAAUACUAACUUCAUUGGGGCAUUGGAUACCAGGACGUAUACCAGGAGCAGCUCAGUUUGAUUUGACUAUUUGUUUAUCUGUUCUCUACAUCACCAUAAAGCAUAAUGCUAACCAAUGUUCGCGUUCAGUAGCUAACAUCUUAGUUGUUCGACAAUAACACCCCAAGCCAAUGCCCCAAUUACAAAAUCGUUAAGAGCCUAUUUGAAAUGGCCAACAGAUAGUUAACUGCUGAACGCGUUCAUUUUUUUCGUUUUAUCAGCAAUAAUUCAUGGUCUAUCGAUUAUUUAUUCUGCCAUCUCAAAAAGCUCUUGAAAUGAAUUUCUUAAAUUUACCGUUCCUCGUCUGUUUUAGCUGUGUUGCUAUUUUAGCUUUUUCAGCUAUCUCGUUUGUCUGCAAAUCUCCAACUGUUUAGUUUUAGCUGCGUAAAUGAUUAUUAUGCCAUCGCUAGUAUCUUGAGGUGAAUUGCUUGGCUUCACCGUUAACAUUUGUCCAUACGCUUAUUCCAAAGACAUUUAAGUACUUAGGUGUUGCACAUGUUAGCUAUUUAAAAGCUAUAUUGAUUGUCCUAAUAAAUGAAAUAAAGUUCAAAAACGUAAUUUUAUCGUCAAUAUAA